CUCGCUCACCAUCUCCUAUUCUCUCUUCCCAUUAUCCAUGGCUUCCCUCUCCAACUCUUUCUUUCUCCUCCACCUUCUCCUCCUCCUCCUACACCUCUCCUCUUCCUUCUCCACUACUUUCAUUGAAACAACAUGCAAAUCCACCUCUUACCCCGACUUCUGCGUCACCGCCAUCUCAUCCACCAGUCCUCAGACCUCCACCACCGCCGACACCCGCGGCCUAUCAUCCAUCUUCCUCUCCUUAGCCCUCUCCAACGCCACCAACUCGUCCUCCUACGCCACCUCGCUCGCCGCCUCCUCUAUAACAGAGGAACCCAUUCGCCCUCUCCUUCGUGCUUGCUCACUCAAAUACGCUGCAGCCGGCGAUGCCCUGAGCUGGGCUUUGCGAGAGCUCUCGGCAGAGUCUUAUGACAACGCGUUUGUUCACGCUAGUGCGGCCGCAGAAUACCCUAUUGCCUGCCGAAUGCUCUUCGCGCAACAGAGGCGGAAGCCGGCGGCUUUGUACCCGCCGGAACUUGGCCGGAUGGAAGAGGAACUUAGGCGGCUGUGCACUGUGGCUGUGGAGAUCAUUUCGCUUCUUGAUUGAGUUUUUUCUUACUUGUGAGUGAGUUGGUUUAGAUUGGAAGUGUUCGUUAUCCUUCGUAAUGAGUUUCAGAAUUAUCUAUUAUAUAUCAUUGGAGCAGUCUUUACUAUUUUCCGUUA
Messenger RNA from Dendrobium catenatum, 702 nucleotides. RefSeq names its product cell wall / vacuolar inhibitor of fructosidase 2-like. The record is from RefSeq and is a predicted model, not a curated record. NCBI's taxonomy places the organism in Eukaryota, Viridiplantae, Streptophyta, Magnoliopsida, Asparagales, Orchidaceae. The coding region runs from base 38 to 586 and encodes 182 amino acids. Gene Ontology annotation, molecular function: enzyme inhibitor activity. The transcript has a single exon.